UUUUUUAGCGUGGGGCUUGAACGAUUUUUCGCGAAAGACGAUGUUUUCAGCUCAGUCACCUCGUGUAGAUUUACAAAUAAUUUUUAUGGAAAACAAUCCCGACAUUUUCGCCGCAUUACGUUUUUUUCAGGGGUGCUCUCCGACUGCUCGAAUGUGUGACGUUAUAAUCUGAACCACCGUGUGGGAUGUAUUUCUCUCUCCAGUGGGGUGAGGUGAGGUUAUUCAUGUGUGGAAAUUGUUUUUAGGAUGGGAUACUCCGUUUUCUCACCAUGCAAGUUCUCCUGAUCCAGUUGAUUAGGCUCAUCUCUGCGUCCAUCAAAGCUCAGCGGUUUCGGAAGCUCACUGAGUCUACGUACUCGGUUCACAAGUCGCACUAUUUCGUGGUUAGAAACACCGUGCAAGUUAUGAGUCAAAGCAAUCCUCAUGGUCUCAGUAUUUUACGGAUCUCACUAUUUUCGCUCAUUGUUCACCUCGUUUCACCAGUCACAAUGGCAGGGGACGCUGAAAAAACCUCGAUGACGUGUUUUCACCUUAGGGGUGGAAUAAUUUGGUGUCCUAAAUCUCUCAAGGGCUCGAUCGAACAAUGGGCCGCCCUCAUCGAUGACGCAGCUGAUUAUGGAACACACUCUAAGAUCACCACUGAAUUCUUUCAAAUCGAGAAGGCUGGACUUUCAGCUCAGCGAAGUUCAAUAUCAUACCCAAAAAAGGGCGGCAAUCAUUUGUCAACAAAUCCUCCAUCGUCUCAAAGCAGUCAUCCUGAAAAUAGUGGACCGCUGAUCUGCGUGACGCACAAAGAAAACUCAGACAUUUCCAACUUCGGAGCAGAUUUACCAGAGCCUCUUGAUCUCGGGUCGAAUAAAGAUGAGGAACCACAAAAUCAGCAACUCCAAGUUAGAGACAAUAGAGUCCAACGGCAAAUUUCCAGCCCUCGAGUUUCGUUUUCAGGUCCAAGUCCAAGUUCAAGUUCAAGUUCAAGUUCAAGUUCAGGUUCAAGUUCAAGAUCAAGUUCAAGUUCAGGUUCAUUUUCAAGUCCAGGUUCAGGUUCAAGUUCAAGAUCUAGUGGUGGUUACAGCGUGGUCAAGAAUACUAGGAGGAAACGCCCUCUGCCCGGUAAAAAACGCCAAAAGUCCAUGACCACACACGUGCGUAAUUUGGUGAGUGGUAUUAAAAAAGGAUCUGCGUGGCUCCUUCGUAAGACGCCUUUACAAUCCUUAGCAAGGACAAAGAAGGACACAUCAGCGCUUCAGUCGAAAAAUAAUGUCAGCAGACAGGUCCAGCCCCGUGAGAGAGGCGAUUCAUCAGCGGGCACGGCCGAGACGUCGCCUGACCGCUCGAGGUCGCUUUCCCCGUCACCGCAACAGCCUCCCGGGCCUCGUCCCUCACCACAAGGUCAGAAACCUCUGAAGCCGCGGGUAACACUGACAGAAGCCAUGAAGGCCCGGAUCUUCCGCCUGGCGGCCACGCUCUUCCCCUCGUUCAGCCACUCGACGAAGGACGACCCCGCGGAGGUUACGGACAAGCCCGAAGAGGAUGACGACGACGCGCAGUCGUCUAUGACCGACUCCACUGACCUCGUCGACGGCGCCCGCCCGUACGACUGGGACCUGUCGGCCUCGGAGCACCUGAAACCGCAUAACAACAGGGUCGUCAAGAGGAAAGAGGAAAAAAGGCGUAACGACGACGACACGCCCACAAUGCCCGUCACGGGCUGGAGCCGCAAGCCCCUCAACGCCCAAGACCUUGCCUUGCGCCUUGCGCCCCUCGCGCAGCUCCAGAAUGCAGGCUACGAGCUCCGCAAGCCCCCGCGCAAGUAUAAGUAUGACUACCUUGAAAAAGGGAAAGGUUGAAUUUUGUGGCAAGAGUUCGAAACGCUUACUUAACUCAAGUUUAAUUCACUCAGGUCUUGUGGGUAAAUCUGAAGGUCCAAUUCAGGGUCCCGCGGAGAAAGGUUUCAAGCCCGUGUGAGAGGAGGAAGGAAACGGAAAGGGGAAGGAAAAUAAAAAGAAGAAGAAAAAAGAGAAAAGGAUGCAGAAAA
Messenger RNA from Bemisia tabaci, 2035 nucleotides. The record is from RefSeq and is a predicted model, not a curated record. NCBI's taxonomy places the organism in Eukaryota, Metazoa, Arthropoda, Insecta, Hemiptera, Aleyrodidae.